Messenger RNA from Xyrichtys novacula (pearly razorfish), 5415 nucleotides. Lineage: Eukaryota; Metazoa; Chordata; Actinopteri; Labriformes; Labridae. The record is from the annotation of a GenBank genome assembly.
GUAGUUUCUCCACCUUGGAACUCAAAACAUGCCGUCGAUCGAAACAUGUUGUACUGGAUUUAACAGAGAGAGCGGUAGAUUUCGUAAAACUUACGAUUUUCAUUCAUUCGGCGCUCAGCAUCUAAUACUUUGAAAGGUUUCAUACGUUUGCUGGGAAAAUGGCGUCCUUCUUCAUUGUGUGGUUGUUUUAGCAGCAGGGUAAACAGACGUUAGCUAGCCAAGGCUAUCUGGACCUAUCACAACUUAUUCAGUUGCACAAUGUUGACAGAGUUAUUACACGGCGCUGACACUGGAGGGUUUCUUGUCAUACAAGGUAAAAGCUUUAAAAAUGUCUUAUUUUCUAUGUUGGAAACAGUGACAGAGGGGCUAUUUAUGAAAUUAAGCAGUUCCAAGGCUACAGAAGUUAGCGUCUUAUUCCUAGUUUCUAAUGGGGAAGGUAAUGGAAACCAGGACCUGAUCUAAAAUAACAUCAGAUCUUGUCUAAAUUAUCCAAAAGAGUCUAUUUUUGAAAUAUUGAUUCUGUGUUCCCUUUUUCUUCAUGACCAGCAUAUUUAAUCUUCUCAUAUCUCCUCUAUUAUUCCAGUUAAAAUGAUAAAAUACAGUUUCAGUUGUAGAAACCUUUUCUCUCUACUGUUUCAAAAAAUGCAAGAUAAGGGAUUUAACUGUUUUAUUUUCUUCUCUUUAUUAAACCAGAUCCAAAACCACAAAACCCAGGCUUCUUAGAUGAGUGCAAGAUUAUCCAAGAAAGUCUAUAGAUUUUUUCAAAUUCAAAUUCAACUUUAUUUUUUAUGGCACUUUUCAGACAAGAAAUGCAGUUCAAAGUGCCUCUCAGAGGCUAAAAAUCGGGCCCGAACGAUUUAUCGGCUUGCCGAUUAAAUGAAAAUGAAAUGAAAACGCUUUUCUGGACUGAGUUUUCCUGUCGAUGUGAAGAGCAGUACCCUAUGGUAUAUCUAAAAAAAAUAUUUAAUCUAGAGUGUAUAUAUACUAUAUCUAUAGUAUAUAUAUUUUUUAAUAACUUAAAAAAAAAAAAAAAAUUAAUUGUCCGAUUAAAAGGUAAUCGUCUCCCCCCCCCCCCCUUAUAAUCUGCAUCGGCCCCAAAAAAUCCAUAACGGUCGGGCCCUACUGAAAACAACAGUUAACAACCUCCCACCCAACCCAAACCUCCCACCCACACACCAACCCAUGGACCCACACGCACACAAAGACACACACUCACCCACACAUACACACACAAGCACGCAAAGUGUGAGAAUUUAAGAUAUAUAGUUAAAGAGAUAUGGCCUGACACAGAGAUAUUACAUGAGGAAAGAGCUACCUUUCGUAAACACUGGAGAUAAAGAUAAAAAAAUAGAAAGUGGUAAAAGGAAAGAGUAAAAUCUGGUGGACGAAAACAAGAAAAUAAUCUUAAAUGAACAGAUGAGUAAGAGCUCUUUACCAUAUAAAAGGGGUAAAAGAAGUAAUAACCUCUAAGGCAGGAGUUAAGAAAAAGACUAAGAACAGAGAUAAUCCAUAAAAUGAACAGUAAGAACUUUGAUUAAAAUGAACAUUUGCAAUAAGAGAAAUAUAAAAAGGCAGUGAGUGAAAAGCCUGGUUAAAAAGGUGAGUCUUGAGCCUCUUCUUAAAAAACAUCAACCGUCUCUGCGGCCCUGAGGCUCUCCGGCAGGCUGUUUCACAACCGGGGGCCAUAGAAACUAAACGGCCUCCCAGUGUGUUUUUGUUUUGACUUGGGGUAAGGUUAAAAGACCUGUGCCAGAGGACCUCAGGGUCUGCGAGGGUUGAUAUGAUAAAAGUAAGUCAGAUGAAUAAGAGAGGCCAAGACCAUUAAUACAUCUAAAAACGAAUAAAAGAACCUUAAAAUCAAUCCUGAAACAGACGGGGAGCCAAUACAGCGAUGCUAAAACUGGCGUUAUAUGCUCUCGCCUUCUGGCCCUCGUCCGAAAUCUUGCAGCUGAAAGACACGGUUACAGAUUUGUAAAACCCUUAUUUUACUUGUGAAGAUAAAAUUCCCUAAAUAUAUGGAGUUUCACUUUUUGAAUUUUAAUUUUGGUGUAAAUUUAACCUUUUGGUGUAAUUUUUGGAGCUGAACAUGUACAAAGACUCCUCAGAUGCAAGUUACUUUAAAGAGGCUACAUGCCUCUAAAAACACAGCUUUAGAUCUGUGAAAAAUCUUCAUUUGUUCAAAUGUAAGACAGAAUGACCUCAACAUGUGAAAAAGCUGGAAAAUUGAGAUCACAAAAAUCUGAACUUGUGUUUAAAAAAGUCACAAGUCUAGUCAAAGCCUAGUCAUUGUGGUUCAGGUCAGGACCUGGUCUUAACAACAACAAAUCAGUGAACUCGCCCUUUCUCAGAUCUGAAACUAUGAUGGUAAUCUACUCUGGGUCUAAGAAGUUGAGGUAUAGUGGUUUUAGAUUUGAACCUUGUUUCCAUAAUCUUCCCGAAUGGAAGUGUUUUACGAUAAUGUAACCUCCAAUGUAGUUACCCCAGGCUAUCUAUCUUGCAUUUCUAGACUCUACCAGUUGUUCUGGUCGACACCUCCUGGAGAGCUUCAUCAGUGCUGCACUGAACAGGUAUUUUAAAUGCAAACUACAGUAACACAGUCAUACAGAGUGUUACCCAUAGAAAGCCUUUCUGCUACAACAAAGGAGAACAACAACAUUUACUUUGCUCUCUGAUGAAAGCUCAUAUUAUUGUACUAGAAUAAAGUUGAUCUCUUUGUAUAUGUUACUCUGGUUUUGUGCUUUUUGUUGUUAGUUUGGCAUUUAAAAAUAAAUCAAAAAGAAUCAUUGCUUUCUACCACUGUUUUAAAUGUAUGAAUCUGUCAGAAACACUCAUCUCUCUGCUGAUUUUAUGAAUGUAGAGAAGAAGCCGUCCAUGUUCUUGGCUUUGAUGUCAGUGAGGAAGAGCUGACAGGCGGACUGAAAGGAUCAGCCAUUGAGAGGUAACAGUGAGUGAAUAACCACUUGUUUUGGCACAUGUUGAAUUCAUUAAACCGAUUUUGUACUUUUUUUAUUUUGGCACCUCAGGCUCCACUUUCACAAUGCCUACACAGACCCCCUCGGCUGGACUGAUCAACCAUCUCUCACACUUCAUCAGUUCUGCUCGGAGGAACUUUCACAUCUACUAAAGCCAACAUCUCACUCCAAAUCCACUAUCUUGGUGAUCGACUCUCUCUCGUGGAUUUUGAGGCAUGUUAAUCCACCCGCUGUCUGCAAGACUCUCCACCAACUCAGGAAAGGUGAUGGAUUUUACCUGUGAUGUUACCUGGUGUCCAAGAUUUAAUGAAGGAGGAGUUUUAGCAUCUUUGUAGAUAAAGUCAAAUAUGAAAAUAUUCCAGAAAUGAUGUGACAACUUGUCUUAAGUUGCGGUAAAGUGGGACCUUGAACAAUGCAGUGUUUCCCCUGUUCAACGGCCUUUUCUCUCUUUUUCAUUAGGGGGAGCUGUGAGAGCUAUUAUUGCCCUGCUCCAUGCUGAUAUGCAUCAGAGGGGGACUGUGGGAAGUGUAUGCCACUUGGCGUCCUCCGUCAUCAAAGUAGCGCCUGGAAUGAAGGGUGAUGAAACGGUGGCCAAGAUAACAAAGCGCUCAAAAUCCGGGAAAGUUGUGCAAGACGUGAGCAGAUUUUUCUACUUAGAUGUCUGUCUAGUGAAUCUUUGCUGUUUAAAGGGACUGAUUACUUUAUGUUGUGUCUGCAGGAGGAGAUUUUCAGCAUCAAAGAGGAUCUAUCAGUCACAGUACACAGCAAGCGCAGCCAACCUGGACUUAAACAGACUGAGACGGAGGAACAGGAGGUGCAGUAUGACCCACAUUUAACACAGAUGCAGCAAAAACUUUGAAUGUCCCUAAAAAGUUCAUUUUUUUCCCCCAUUGAAACUUGUAUUUAUUCUCAAUUCAUAAAACUCAAAGUGAAAUAUUUCAAGACUUGUUUUGGUUUGAAUCUUUGUGAUUAUGAUUUACACCAAUCCAAGAAAAUAGUCAAUUAACUUUUUUCAGGACAUUUUAAAUUUUUAAGCUAUUUUGGCACCAUAAUUUGAGGAAAAGAGGUAACAUAAAGCUACAAUGCAGCAGGACUAAAAAAUGUCCUUUUUUGUUUCUAUAGGCGGACCCAACAGCCAACCUGACCUUCAACCUCCGACUGUCAGACACAGAGCGUGAAGCUAAGGAGAAACUAGCUCUUCCUUUUGUCUUCAGUAAAGAGAAGUUGGGAAAUUUUCCUCUGUUGUUUUGUUUUUCUGGUUUUAUUUUAAUUUGUUCAGACCUUAAAAUUCUAAGUCUUCUACCUUUCUCUCACAGGAAAAGCGCUCUGCUCCACUCAGGUCCAGGUUCAGGACGGAUUUUGUAUGAGCCGGAUGCCAACGAUGACUAUGACCAGGAGGAUCCUGACGAUGAUCUUGACGUAUAACCUUGGAAUAUUGAACAUAUUGCAUAUAAACAAAUUUGGGACUCUUUCAAUCAAAGACUCAGCGCCACCUCAUGGACUUUUACAGACAAAUAGCUUGAACAGUUUUUAUUUAAGUUGUUUUUCAGAGUGUAUCUGUUUUUGUGUUUGGUUGAAAAAAAUGUACAUGGUUAACUUUUGUUUGUUUACACCACUUUUUUUUCUACAAACUGAAGAUUUGUUCAUGUAAAUUAAAAUUGUUCAGAUAUCCACAGGAGUAUUGUGCAUUUCCUCAGCCUGCACCAAAUUAUGUAGACUCCAUAAAACCGGCACAUCCCUAAUGGUAAAUAAGAAACAAUAGUCAGAAAGUAAACAACUGGACAUGUCUGUUGGAUUGUUCUUGAUCAGAUUUAAUCUCUUCACCAAUAUUGACUGAUUUACUUGAUAUUAUUUUUAAAAACAGACAUAACUCAUGUUAAUUAUGUCCUUUCCUUUCUCAUAAUUUCUAAAAUAAAUAUUUGACUGUUGUCUUUGGAGUUCUAAGAUCAUUUCAGUUUAGCCAGAGGCAACAAGUAAAAGAAGAAAAAAGAAAAAGUGGCGGGGUUCAAAGCUAAUAGACUUUUUACUGCACUUUAUCAGUGCUAACCAUUGCACUGACAUGCAGCUCUGCAGAGUUUCUUUCUCAACUUUAUCUACUUCCCAUCAUGGUCAUUCAAAAACAUGUUCUUCACUCUUGUGGGAUUAGGGUCAUAAAUACUUUACAAAAGUGAUUCAGGUAACUGUCAGGUUACCUUAAAACCCAAAUGAUAGUACGAUUUCAAUCUAUUCUCCACUUUUCAUAAGCUAUAUUCUGUAAAAUAUUCUAUAAAGUCAGUAACUCAUAAAACAGAGUUCUAUCAUAAUUAUCCACCCAGACAUAAGGGUUAUUUGCAUGUGUCAGUUGUUUAAUUUUUCACAAGUAUAGAGAAAUGAAUGAGUUUGUAACUUUUCCCCGUGGUCACAACAGAAGUUAAGCGAAAUUAAACAAUAACCUUUCCACUAA